This is a messenger RNA of Erythranthe guttata (spotted monkey flower), 2814 nucleotides long. RefSeq names its product vacuolar protein sorting 34 (gene VPS34). Gene Ontology annotation, cellular component: peroxisome; endosome; cytoplasm. Lineage: Eukaryota; Viridiplantae; Streptophyta; Magnoliopsida; Lamiales; Phrymaceae. Gene Ontology annotation, molecular function: 1-phosphatidylinositol-3-kinase activity. The record is from RefSeq and is a predicted model, not a curated record. Gene Ontology annotation, biological process: endocytosis; autophagosome assembly; autophagy of peroxisome.
UCUCGUUUGAUUUUCGGAAGAAAUUCAUGAAAAUCCAUAGCUGAAACAUAAUCGAAAAAAUUCUCUGAAAUUUCAUCGCAGUGUUUGUUGAAUUGCGAUGAGCGGUAACGAAUUCCGGUUCUUCUUAUCGUGCGAUAUUAAUCUUCCUGCCACUUUCAAAAUCGAGAGAUUGGAAGGGAAAUUGUCUCCGCUUCAGCCCCCUGAUUCAGCUGAUGGUGAUUGUACGGUAGAGGAGAGGAAGCCGGAGUUGUACGUUGAGUGCUUGUUGUAUAUCGAUGGCGCACCUUUUGGGCUUCCCAUGAGAACGAGGUUGGAAUCAGUAGGUCCAUCAUAUUGUUGGAAUGAACUUAUAACGCUGAGUACUAAAUAUCGUGAUUUGACAGCAAAUUCACGGCUUGCUCUUACUGUUUAUGAUGUUUCAUGUGGGAAAAACGAGGAAGUGGUUGGUGGGGCCACCAUUCAUCUGUUUAACAUGAAAAAACAGCUCAAGAGUGGGAAGCAUAAGCUUAGGCUUUGGGCGGGCAAAGAAGCGGAUGGCUCUAUAAACACAACUACCCCUGGGAAGGUACCUAAAGACGAGAGAGGAGAAUUAGAGCGUCUGGAAAAGCUUGUAAACAAGUAUGAGAGAGGACAAAUUCAAAGAGUUGAUUGGCUGGAUCGGCUUGCGUUCAAAGCGAUGGAGAAAAUUAAGGAACGUGAAAGCAUAAAAAAUGGAAGUUCUCAUUUGUACAUCAUUGUUGAUUUCUGCAGCUUUGAACAUCGGGUGGUUUUCCAGGAGUCUGGAGCAAAUUUCUUGAUUCCAUCCCCAAUAGCUUCAACAAAUGAACUGGUUACAGUAUGGGACCCUGAAGUGGGAAAAAUUAACCCCUCUGAGCACAAGCAACUAAAGCUGGCAAGAAGUUUGAAUCGUGGCAUAAUUGACAAAGAUCUUAAACCCAGCAUUACAGAAAGGAAGUCUAUACAAAGGAUAUUAAGAUAUCCACCGACAAGGACUUUGACUGGAGAGGAGAAGCAGCUCCUCUGGAAAUUUCGUUUCUCAUUGAUGUCUGAGAAAAGGGCUCUGACAAAAUUCUUGCGUUGUGUUGAAUGGAGUGAUGUUCAGGAAGCUAAGCAGGCAUUAGAACUGAUGGGCAAGUGGCAGACAAUUGAUGUUUCUGAUGCACUAGAGCUUCUAUCUCCAGUUUUUGAGAGUGAAGAGGUCCGAGCAUAUGCUGUAAGCGUUCUUGAAAGAGCUGAUGAUGAAGAGCUCCAGUGCUACCUACUUCAGUUGGUUCAAGCUCUUCGUUUUGAACGUUCUGACAAGUCUCGCCUUAGUCAUUUCCUUGUACAACGAUCGUUAUGCAAUAUUGAAUUGGCUAGCUUUCUGCGGUGGUAUGUAGCAGUGGAACUCCAAGAUCCUGUAUAUGCAAUACGUUUUUAUAGCACAUAUGAGAUGUUGCAAGAAAGUAUGUUACAGCUGGGGCCCGCUACAAGUGGUGGUGAAGACGGUGUUGAGCUUUGGCAGAGUUUGGUGCGUCAGACAGAAUUGACCGCACAGCUGUGUUCAAUAAUGAGAGAUGUAAGAAAUGUAAGGGGCGGAACCCAAAAGAAGAUCGAAAAACUUAGGCAUCUUUUAACCGGGCUUCUUAGUGAACUUACCUACUUUGGUGAGCCAAGAAGAUCACCUUUGGCACCGAAGGUCCUUAUAACAGGGAUCAUACCAUCAGAAUCAUCAAUCUUCAAAAGUGCAUUGCAUCCAUUGCGUCUUUCUUUUCGAACAGCAAGUGGAGGAAGCUGUAAGGUCAUAUUUAAGAAGGGAGAUGAUCUUAGGCAAGACCAGUUGGUUGUUCAAAUGGUAUCAUUAAUGGAUCGUUUGCUCAAGCUGGAGAAUUUAGACCUGCAUUUAACUCCCUACAUAGUGUUAGCAACAGGGCAUGAUGAAGGCAUGCUGGAAUUCAUUCCGUCCAAAUCUUUAGCGCAGAUUCUGUCGGAACAUCGAAGUAUUACAAGCUACCUGCAAAAGUUUCACCAAGAUGAUAACGAACCUUUUGGAAUAACUGCAACAUGUCUGGACACUUUCAUAAAAAGUUGUGCUGGCUACUCAGUUAUCACGUAUAUACUGGGCAUCGGUGACAGGCACCUUGAUAAUCUGCUGCUACAAGAUGAUGGUCGCCUAUUUCAUGUUGAUUUUGGUUUUAUACUUGGUCGGGAUCCAAAGCCUUUCCCACCACCUAUGAAACUUUGUAAAGAAAUGGUUGAAGCUAUGGGUGGAGCAGAAAGUCAAUACUACACGAGAUUCAAAUCCUACUGCUGUGAAGCUUACAACAUUCUCAGAAAAUCGAGCAAUCUAAUAUUAAAUCUGUUUCACUUAAUGGCCGGUUCGAACAUUCCUGACAUAGCUUCUGAUCCUGAAAAAGGCAUCCUUAAGCUUCAAGAAAAGUUCCGUCUGGACUUGGAUGAUGAGGAGUCGAUACAGUUUUUCCAGGAUCUUAUCAAUGAGAGUGUCAGUGCAUUAUUCCCGCAAAUGGUGGAAACCAUCCAUCGAUGGGCACAAUAUUGGCGGUGAUUAAACGCAUUCGGUGUAGAAAUUUCAGGUGGGCGGAACAAUUUUAUUUUUCUUGUAUUUAUGAUAUAAUAUUAGCAAAUCCUCGUUCCUUCAAAUUAAACUUGAACCGUUUCUUUUAAGAUGACCGACUUAUGAUUCUUUGCCAAUUGGAGCCCGAAGAAAAAGACGUACCAUUUAGUUAACAUUGUAUAUAAAUUGCAACAUGACUUGUUAAUGGCUUUGUAUAUAACUUAAUUUUAGAGAUGAUUCGGACUUGUUUUGAUUAGCUC